AUGGCAACAUCAAUCUCCGAAGUUACUCGAGCAGUUGAAGCAUUACUUGCGAAUCCGCCUCCCGUGGAAGACCGAAAAGAUGGCGAAGCCGAACACCUUUUCGAUGCCAUGGAGCGUCUGCGAGUUACUUUGGAGAAGCCAGAGCAAACAGUCAAUCGAAUCAUAUUCUCCUGUCGAACGCUGCCAAUCAUCAAGAUUGCUCAGGGCAUGGGCAUUUUCGACGCUUUUGCAGACGUUGGGUUGAACCAUCCUCUGACGCUUGGACAGCUCGAUGAGCAAACCAAGGGAGACCGGACAAUGUUGACGAGAAUUCUUCGUUUGUUAAUUACGGAGAAGGUCAUCACCAAGUCGAACGAUGAAUACACAUUGGCACCUUUCGCUUACCAGUUCCGCAACGAUACAGUCUCAGGAGAAGUCGUGAAACAUUUCCAUGCGAUCACCGCGAUCCAGUCGCCCAACUACCUGAAGGCACGAGAUUACAUGAGCCCGGACGAUGCUUUUGACGCACCUCAUCAAUUUGCCAACAACACGAAAAACCACUACUUUCACUGGCUAGCUGACGACGAGGAGAGACAGCGUCCAUUCAAUGCGACGAUGUCUUUACCUCGUCAUGACGAUCACAACCAAUGGUUCGAUAUAUACCCUGUCAGAGAGAGGCUCAAUGACGAAUCGCAUGUUUUCGUGGAUCUUGGCGGGGGGUCGGGGCAUGACAUUGCAAGAUUGAAGACCAAAUUCCCAGAUCUACCGGGGCGACUGGUCCUUCAAGAUUUGCCGGCGGUGGUGAGAGGAGUCUCACUGCCGAACGGAAUCGAAAUCAACCCACACAACAUGUUCGACCCGCAACCGAUCAAGGAUGCUAGAGCAUAUUAUAUGCGCACUGUGCUUCACGACUGGCCUGACAAGCAAGCUCUCGAAGUGCUUUCCAGAGUCCGGGAGGCGAUGGGCAAGGAUUCAAUCCUUCUGAUCAAUGAGAACGUCCUGUCUGAAAGCGGUGCGGACGACACGCCGGUGGUUGCCCACACAGAUUUCACUAUGAUGCUGAACUUCUCAUCUCGUGAGCGAACGGAAUCAGAGUGGAUCGAGCUGCUACAGAAAGCUGAUCUGAAGCUGAUCAAGGUCUGGAGACCAAGAGUGACGAUCAAGUCCAGAGCUUUGUUCGAGGCAAUGCGUGUGGAUUAA
Messenger RNA from Zasmidium cellare ATCC 36951, 1179 nucleotides. RefSeq lists its product as uncharacterized. The coding region runs from base 1 to 1179 and encodes 392 amino acids. The transcript has a single exon. Lineage: Eukaryota; Fungi; Ascomycota; Dothideomycetes; Mycosphaerellales; Mycosphaerellaceae. Gene Ontology annotation, molecular function: O-methyltransferase activity. The record is from RefSeq and is a predicted model, not a curated record.